AUGGACAAGAGUUGGAUUUCAAUGCCUAGGAACUCUAAAGAGUUUAGGAAUGGUGUUUUGGACUUUAUUGACUUUGCACUUCAAAACACAAAAACACCUGGAAAAAUUAAGUGCCCAUGUAAGAAGUGUUGUUUUCGCAAUACAUUAAUUCCCCGUGAUGUAUACGAUCAUUUGCUGUCGGGAAAGGGAGGGUUUUUGCAGGGUUAUACAACAUGGGUCAUGCAUGGGGAACAAUAUCCAAGCGUUGCUCCCGUUACUAACACUCCCGUUCUCAACGAGCCAAUACAUGAAGCCUGCACUAGUAUGGAUCCCGUGCCAAUGCUUGAAGGUUCCAGUGAAAUGCAAGAACUAUUGCAUGACGUUUUUGCCAUGCACGAUAAUCGGGAAGGUGAAGCUGGGUCUCAGAUGGGUGUGGAAGCUAGAGUUGUACAGGAAGAGGAACAAGGUCCUACUGAGGACGCCAAGAAAUUCUUUGACUUGUUGAAACAAACAGAGGAGCCAUUAUGGUUAGGGUGCACAAAACACAGCAUAUUUAGUGCAAUUGUUGGUCUUUUUAAUCUGAAGUGUGAAGGUGGAUGGAGUAACGCCUCAUUUACAAAAUUGCUUGGAUUUCUCAAAGAUAUUGUCCCCUCAGAUGCAAAGCUGCCUAAUGACACAUAUGAGGCUAAAAAAUUCAUGAAUGACUUGGGACUGGGAUACGAGAAGAUUCCAGCAUGUCCCAAUGGUUGUAUGCUAUUUUGGAAAGACAACGAGAAGCUAGAAAGAUGUACUAAAUGCAAUGCUUCGAAGUGGAAGCAAACCAAGAAUGGGGGUGAUGAUUCGUCACAAAUAUCAAAAAGAAAACCAAAGAAAGUUUUGCGAUGGUUUCCUUUGAAACCAAGAUUGCAAAGGUUGUUUAUGUCACAGAAGACGGCUUCUCACAUGAAAUGGCACGCUGAUAAGCGCACAAAGGAUGGGGUGCUAAGGCAUCCUGCCGAUGGACUAGCGUGGAAGGAAUUUGAUGAGCGGUACCCGGAAUUUGCUUCUGACCCACGCAAUGUAAGGCUUGGCUUAUCGUCAGAUGGAUUUAAUCCUUUCGGCAACAUGAGCACUUCUCACAGUACUUGGCCAGUAAUGUUAGUACCGUACAACUUGCCUCCUUGGAUGUGCAUGAAACAACCUUCACAAAUGUUAUCCUUGAUAAUCCCAGGCCCACGUUCACCUGGAAGAAAGAUUGAUGUCUACCUAGAACCCCUCAUUUCUGAAUUGAAGGAAUUAUGGGAUGUUGGACUUUCGACUUAUGAUGCAUCUUCCAAAAGUAACUUCACGAUGCGUGCGGCCUUGAUGUGGACAAUAAAUGAUUUUCCUGUAUAUGGUGAUUUGUCUGGGUGGAGUACGAAAGGGCGUGUUGCGUGUCCUUGUUGUAUGGGUAAUACAUGGUCUAAGCGGUUAAGAAAUGGGAAAAAAUUUUGCUUUAUGGGCCAUAGAAGAUGGUUGCCAAUGGAUCAUAGUUUCAGAAUGGAUAAUCAGUCGUUUGAUGGUACGCAAGAAAUGGAUCCUCCGCCUAUUGUGCCAAAUGGGGAUGAGAUCAUGUCACAGUUAGAGGAAGUUGAUUGGGUUGCAGACCAGCCUUAUAUUGCGAGGAAGCAGAAUAUUGUUGGGAUAGGUGCUGAAAUGCCAGUAUUUUGGAAGAAAAAGAGUAUUUUUUUCGCAUUGCCAUAUUGGAAAGAUAAUUUGUUGCGCCACAAUCUUGAUGUGAUGCACAUAGAGAAAAAUGUGGUUGACAAUAUUAUUGGCACGAUAUUGGACAUAAAAGGGAAGACGAAAGAUAACAUCAAUGCACGUUUGGACUUAGAAGAAAUGGGUUUGAGGAGUGAUCUUCACCCAGAUCGCUCCAAUCCAAAUAAACCUUUUUUCCCCCCAGCUUGCUUCACAAUGUCUAACAAACAGAAAGAUGACUUCUUGGCAUUAUUGGCGAAUGUGAAAAUGCCAGACGGGUAUGCUUCAAAUGUGUCACGUUGUGUCAAAAUUAAGGAACGUUGUAUUAAGGGUAUGAAAAGUCAUGACAGUCACAUUUUCAUGCAACACCUCAUGCCAAUUGCACUGAGAAAAUCAUUGCCAAAUAAGGUUGUUAAACCUUUAAUAGAGUUGUCUUGCUUCUUUAGAGAUAUAUGCUCGAAAACACUUCAUGUAGAAGAUUUGGAUCGACUAGAGAAUCAUAUCCCCUACAUAUUGUGCGAUUUGGAACAAAUCUUCCCACCAGGAUUUUUCACAGUGAUGGUUCACCUUGUUGUACAUCUGGUUCGCGAAUGUAAGUUAGGUGGACCGGUUCACUAUCGGUGGAUGUAUCCUAUUGAGAGGUGCCUACAUCGAUAUAAGAUAAACGUUCGUAACAAAGCUGCACCAGAAGGGUCUAUUGCGGAAGGGUACAUAAUGGAUGAAUUACUAACCUUUUGUUCACGGUAUUUGGAAAAGGCGCCAACGAUUCAUAAUAGGCCGUGCAGAAGUGUUGAUGACUCUAGAGGGGCGGUCCAUACAGUCGAACUUGACGAUAUGACAUUGAGACAGGCACAUCGAUAUAUCCUCCUAAAUGUCGAAAUGUUUGCUCCAUUCCGAACGUGA
Alnus glutinosa is the source of this 2601-nucleotide messenger RNA. RefSeq lists its product as uncharacterized. The transcript is spliced from 2 exons. NCBI's taxonomy places the organism in Eukaryota, Viridiplantae, Streptophyta, Magnoliopsida, Fagales, Betulaceae. Bases 1 to 2601 code for a protein of 866 amino acids. The record is from RefSeq and is a predicted model, not a curated record.